Molecule: messenger RNA, 784 nt
Organism: Nezara viridula (southern green stink bug)
Lineage: Eukaryota; Metazoa; Arthropoda; Insecta; Hemiptera; Pentatomidae
Source: the annotation of a GenBank genome assembly
CUGGACCAGGAUACAUCAAAAUGUACAAAUUCACCGUUCUCUUCGCCCUCAUAGCCUGCGCUAGGGCUGGCUACAUCGGAGGCUACGCUGCCGCUCCAGCACUCACCUACGGCUCUAGCUACGGCUAUGCUGGUGGCUACAGUUAUGCUUCUCCAGCAGUUGCCACCGUUGCUCAUGCUCCAGCUAUCUCUUACGCCGCACCAGCACUCGCUACUGUAGCACAUGCUCCAGUCGCUGUAGCUCAUGCUCCAGUCGCCACAUCCUACGCAAACACUUACAGGACUGUGAACAAGCCAAUCGCUGUUGCCGCCCCAGCUGUAUCUUACGCUGCCCCAGCACUCUCCUACGCUGCACCUGCCGUUUCCUAUGCCGCCCCAGCUGUAGCAACCGUCGCCCAUGCUCCAGUUGCCACUUCUUACGCUAGCACUUACAGGACCGUCAACAAGGCUGUAGCUGUCGCUGCUCCAGCUGUCUCCUACGCUGCUCCCGCAGUCUCUUAUGCUGCUCCAGCUAUCGCCACCAUAGCCCAUGCUCCAGCAGUGUCCUACGCCGCCCCAGCUGUCGCCACUGUUGCCCACGCCCCAGCCAUUGCCACUGUCGCCCAUGCUCCAGUCAGCUAUGGUCUCGGCCUCAGGUCUGCCUACGGUCUUGGCAGCUACGGAUACGGUCUUGGAUACAGGUCCGCCUAUGGACUCGGUUAUGGAUAUGGUGGAUAUGGACUUGGCUCCACCCUCCUCCACCACUAAAAUUCUUUAUAACGAAGUACCUGAAUCUUAACUAUUCC